Molecule: messenger RNA, 1329 nt
Organism: Exophiala aquamarina CBS 119918
Lineage: Eukaryota; Fungi; Ascomycota; Eurotiomycetes; Chaetothyriales; Herpotrichiellaceae
Exons: 3
Coding region: 1-1329 (442 amino acids)
Source: RefSeq, a predicted model, not a curated record
AUGGCGGACUCGGCUACUCCAAUCAUCUAUACCGAAAACCCUUUUGUACUGUUCCUUAAAGACUUUGGACUAUUCUUCACCAACCUGUUUACAGAUGGAGGCUUACUGGGAAUUGUACUCCCCCUGAAUACAUCGCAUGCAACAAACCUGGACGAACUUUACCAGUCAUGGCAAAACGCCUGGGCAGUUGUUUUGCACGUGUUCUUAGUGAUCGCACAGCUUUUUUUUCUUGCCUCUCUCCUUCCACUGUCCAUUGUUACUCCUCUCCCGAUAUUGUACUUCAUCUAUGUUGUGGGUGUCGUCAUUGGCAAUCGAUACUUUACGAUCCUGCUGAACGGCAGGAGAAAGCCCGGUCUUUUCAAGUCCAAUGACGAAUACGUGCGAGGCAGGAAAGUAGACGAGCAUGAAAAAUGGGUCUUUAUCAAUGGAGUUGCAGUUGGCAAAACCUGGUUGCAAGCAAACCUAGACAAAUUGGCGUUGACCUUUAGACGACCAAUCUAUGGCAUUCAUAACCAAACGCGCGGCAUUAUAUUCGAUGUGCUCGAAUCUAUCAUCCAACGCGACUUGAGCUAUGCAACAUUGGACAUUCGUCAAGGAUAUUCUGCAUUGUUCUCAAUCCUCAACGACACAAACGUCCACAAAGUGGUGCUAAUUCUGCACAGUCAAGGGGCCAUUGAAGGUGGCAUGGCACUGGAUUGGCUAUAUGCAACGAUAUCUGCCACUCAGCUGUCUAAACUUGAAAUAUAUACUUUUGGUAAUGCUGCCAACCACUGGAAUUCGCCCUCAUUGAGAACCUCUAGCAACACAGGGGCCAUAGGCGAAGCCAGCAGCACCUACGAGGGAGCUGGACAACCACAACGACCGGGCUCAAUCAAGGAUAAGGCGACCACAGCUAUAAGGCAUAUCGAGCACUACGCUAACCUUCACGACUAUGUCUCUAGGGGCGGGAUCCUGCAUUUCCGCCCCGACCCCGAUCCUAAAGCAGUUGAUGCGCCAGGUCCAGUACAUUCAAAUCGGUUCGUCGGCCGGUCAUUCAAGUAUGAUGCGAGUGGCCAUCUGUUGAACCAGCAUUAUUUGAAUUAUUUCUUCCAUGUUGACUCAACUGAUCCGGCCACCGGCAAGGUCGUCGAGGACAAUGCUUACAUGAAUUCGCUGGUCGAUAUGACUGUUUUUGAGCGCUGGGACACGGUCCAAGUAUCUAAUAACGAAGACGCGAGAACGGAUGGAACGAGAGUCAAGGACCUGAGUCGUUUAUGGAGGUAUCGCAACGGAGACAGCCCAGACGAUAGCCAAAAAGGCCCCGAUGCUGGUCAGGUGCAAGCAGGAUAA